GUCUCUCAUCUUUCAGAUAGUUCGUUGACAAUAGCUUCGACCGUCAGCAGUCAAUUUGCCAACAUGAAGACCACACACGGAGUUCUCAUGAAGGCCGUUCUGAUUCUCAUUAUUGCUAUGUGUUUUUCGGCAGUUUCAUCUGCCGUCAAUUACCAGUCUCCUGUGGACAACCUGUCCAAUGCGGAGUUCGGUAUCAGAUUGAACGAUGCUUCUUCUCUGCUGGCAUCGGCUACCCUCCCUGGAGGCACGUCUACGACCAUCUACUACACGGUACCAGCACCUGUGUCUACCGUGAACUGGAAUUUCACUGCUGUUGUAGGGAACGCUGGGACCAAGCAGAAUUUGGUGAUAGCGAUUGAGCCUGAUGCCAAGGUGAACAUUACGAACUACAGCCCAAGGACUUACGUCAUCAACGUAUAUAGCAUAGCCUCGGGUAAUUAUGAGCUCGCCAACAGCGUAACCUGGUUGGGGUGAUUAUCCAGGAAAUGCUUGACAGUCAGCUCUACAUUUUGUGGAGUGCAGAAGAUGAUCAGAGUUUUCAGGACUCCAACAACUUUCAGCUCAGCAUCCAUACAAAAAUUACUAGCAAUCUAUAAAUGACGACGGUGACCACGUUAUGAUUUUCAUUCUAGCAAAUACGAGGAUUAUGGAUCCUUCAAAGUCAAUAUUAUCUUAACCACCAACAGUGGAAAUGGACUAAGCAUGUUGCUUUGUCUAAAUAUAUAAAUAAAUAAAUAUAUAUAUAUAUAUAUAUAUACACAAAUUCUGAUUUGUCAGAACAUUUGUUCACAUAUGUUUUUAUUGUACCAGAAUAAAAUUUUUGAGUCUCGU
This is a messenger RNA of Marchantia polymorpha subsp. ruderalis, 831 nucleotides long. The record is from the annotation of a GenBank genome assembly. NCBI's taxonomy places the organism in Eukaryota, Viridiplantae, Streptophyta, Marchantiopsida, Marchantiales, Marchantiaceae.